GUUAUUUUGUUACUUUGUGUUGGGAAGAAAAGUAGCGGAUCAGUUAAGGGACGUUUAGCAGCGAUUUGAGAUUCGGCCAUUCUAUCCCAUCGCGAUAUCACACGGGAUCGCAUCCUUCCCCGCUAUUUCGUCAAUGAUGGAGAAUACAUAUUUUUUUUAGAUGUAGAGAAAUAAAUACAAACCACACGCAUAUUUCUUGUGCUUAACGGAUUUCAUUGUUUUUAUUCACAAAUAAGUAGGUACACAUUAAGCACGUCACAUACGGUUUGCGAUGGUUCACGAAACUACGUGGGUUUUCACCUCCUUCAAAACAUUCGACUUAGAGAAAAAACAUGAAAUAGAAUACAUCGGGGGUACCCGCCCCCUCCCCAUCCAAUGACGUCAGAGCCAUUCCCACAAUGCCUAGUAACACGCAGGCGCACUGUAAAAGAAAAAAAAAAAAGAAAAAGAAAGAAAAUAAGACAGCUAUCGGUGAUCAGAGAUGGCGGGCGCCUCCGACCCCCUGGAAGAUAUGCUCUUUUCAGAGGUGGAUGAAAAAGCCGUGAGCGACCUGGUGGGCUCGUUGGAGUCGCAGCUCUCCGGCCAAAGCAACCCCGCGAGCAAAACGGACGAAAACGGAGGCGCUGGCUCCGUGGCCCCCGCGAACCAUCUCUCAGGCAAAACGCUACCAGCUCCGCUGGGCACCACAACACUGGACCAACAACAACAACAACAACCGCGGCGGCGUAACAAACCCGAGAUGCGCCAGGAGGUCAACUCCAACGACGUCGGUGCGGAUGCGACUGUCACACCUCCUGUCCGGGGCUGCUGCGCGCCUCCCGGCGAGCCCGCCGCCGCUCCGGCUCCCGUGUGCGCGAACGCAGCGGGCGGCGGCGCGUCGCGAUCACAUGGAGCAUCCAUCACAACACCGACCGCUGCCGGCGUGCCGACGCCGGCGUCUCCGCCCGCCAGCGUCGGCAUCAGCAUGAGCACCGCGGCCGGCCGCGGCUCGAAGGUCGCUGCCCCGGGCACAGCAGGCGAGACGUCGACGGAGGCGAACCCGGCCAGGAAACGCAUCGCCGCGCCACGGAGGAGCGCCUCGUCCCGGGCGAGGAGCUUCAACGGCGCGGCGGUGACGACGAGGAGGAACAGCAGCAGCAGCAGCAGCAGCGUAGCGGUGGCCGACGGCGCCGGCUCUGUGGAUCCCAGUGCCGCUGCGACGAACUCUUCUCGGCCGGUGACAUCCUCCAUCAACACGUCCACUUUCACCGUGUCCAACGCCAGCCUGCCCGUGGGUCAGUCGGCUAUUGCCCUGGACCGGGGGACUCCCACCAUCGCCCUGCACAGACUCCCGAGUCACAUCGUGGCCAGUAUAGCCCAGAACGGCAACGGGACCAGCGUUUCGGCCCUGGUCCAGCAGGGCGCUGGCGCGGCACCCGGCGCCUCCUCUCCGGCGCCGCUGGAGAACCACAGCAAGGCGGGCGCGGACCCCGGGGCUUCCAGAACAGACGAGUGUCAGUCCAAAAUUGCAAUGUCGAGUCAGUCUGUCGGUGUGAACUCUGUCGUGACCACUGUUCCCCCUGCACCUUCUGUGGCCACGCCGACAACGACCACGGCAGCAGGAGCCACGACCACCACAACAGUGACCCGGCCUCUGAGCUCUGCCACGGCCACUGCGUGUGGCACAGUGCUGGCGACCAGUCCUGCAUGUGGCACAGUGCUGGCGACCAGUCCUGCAUGUGGCACAGUGCUGGCGACCAGUCCUGCAUGUGGCACAGUGCUGGCGACCAGUCCUGCAUGUGGCACAGUGCUGGCGACCAGUCCUGCAUGUGGCACAGGGCUGGCGACCAGUCCAGCGUGUGGCCCUGGUCAGACCACAUCGGUGACCAGCACUGUGAGCACGGUCAGGCCCUCGGCUCCCUCGCCAUCACCUGCGGGGGCCACAUCUCAGCCCCGUCCCGGACUCCCGGCACCUCAGAGGGUCGUAGCCCCCCAGCUGAUUGUCAGACCGCCUCAGCAGCAGACGACCAUUCAGCUGCCCCCUGGGUUCACCAUCCCACCGGGAAUGGUGCUUGUGCGUACGGAGCUCGGCCAGCUGGUGAUGGUCCCUCAGCAGGCUUUGGCUCAAGCUCAGGCCCAAGCUCAGGCCCAGGCGCAGAACAACAUCUCCCCUCGACCCGCUACCCCCACCACGGGAACAUCCUUCAGAGUAACAACUCCACAGUCGGCUGUGACCUCUCAGGCCAACAGGCAGUGUCCUUUGACUCCAGCCAAGAUGGCCCCAUCUCCCGCUCCCACUCCUUCCAGCCCUGCCCUCCAGACCUCCUCCUCUUCCUCUUCUUCCUCUUCCUGUCCGGCGCUCCGCCCAAAGGUCCCCGUGGCGCCAGCCAUUGCUGUGACGGCUCCGCAGAAGACCCCCGCAGUGAUGGCGCCCCAGGCCCCGGCCCAGGCCGCCUCCCAGCCAGUGCAGCCUCCGCAGACGGGCGUCGCAGCGCCCCCCGGAGCUUCUAUCGUGUCCCAGGAGAUGCAAGAAAAUGUGAAGAAGUGUAAGAAUUUCCUGGCCACACUAAUCAAGCUGGCGUCUCACAACUCUCCGUCCCCCGAGACCUCCAAGAACGUGAAGUCUCUGGUUCAGGACCUGCUGGAUGCUAAGAUUGAGCCGGAGGAGUUCACCAGCCGGCUGCAGGCUGAGCUCAAGUCGUCGCCGCAGCCUUACCUGGUGCCCUUUCUCAAGAAGAGCCUGCCGGCCUUGAGGCUGUCUUUGCUGAAUAGUCAACAGUCCCUGACCCACCCCCCGCAGCCGGGAGUCAAACCGGCACCCGGCGGCAUCCCUCCUGCCAUUGUGACUGGGCCAGCUGUCCGCAUACGCCAUCCUAAUAGCGUCAGCACCACUACGGGUGCCAGCGCGCUGCCCGGCGGGACGCUCGGACAUGCAGCUGCCAUGGGCGUGAAGACAGCGGGCGCUGUCGGUGGCCAGGUGCGGAUGCCCGUGGUGAUCACACAGUCUGUCAGAGCACAAGGCACAAUGGGGAAGGGAGGCAUCAUCCAGGCAGGCAAAAGUCCCAUGGGCUGCGCUGCUCAGAUCUCUGGGAAUCAGAAAAACAAGCUCAACGACCCCGGAGGAGGCUCUUUCAGGGAUGAUGAUGACAUCAAUGACGUGGCGUCCAUGGCCGGGGUGAACCUGAACGAGGAGAGCGCAAGAAUACUCGCCACCAACUCGGAGCUCGUGGGAACGCACAUCCGGUCGUGUAAAGACGAGGCCUUUCUCCACCCGGGACUGCUGCACCGACGAAUUCUGGAAACCGCUAAGAAGUAUGGAGUCUCAGAGGUCCCCAUGGAGGCCGUGAACUUCAUCUCACACGCUACACAGGCACGACUUCGCACUGUGGUAGAAAAAGUUUCUACUAUCGCACAGCAUCGACUGGACUCUUGUAAGGAUGAUGAGUGCUACGAGCAGUCUGCAGACGUUCGCUCUCAGCUCCGCUUCUUCGAGCAGCUGGAGAGAAUGGAGAAGCAGAGGAAGGACGAGCAGGAAAGAGAGAUCCUGUUGAAAGCCGCUAAAAGUCGCUCCAGGCAAGAGGACCCAGAGCAAGCGCGACUGAAACAGAAAGCUAAGGAGAUGCAACAACAGGAACUGGCACAGAUGAGGCAGCGAGAUGCCAACCUCACAGCACUAGCUGCCAUUGGACCCCGCAAAAAACGUAAGGUGGAUUCACCAGGGGCCACCCCAUCAGGGACCGAGGUUUCAGGCAGCACGGCGGGUUCCCCGGCCAGCUCCACCGCCCCGUCCACCUCGUCGCGCCAGUACGCGCGGCAACGCAUCACUCGCGUCAACCUCAGGGACUUAAUCUUCUACAUGGAGCAGGAGAGAGAGACCGCCCACUCCCUCCUCCUGUACCGUGCCCUGCUCAAGUAGCCUCUGCUCCGCUCAGCGCCCACCUCAACCUCCUCCUCCCUCCCCGCCACGUGCCUUCAGAUCAGGUCUAAUGUUUCAGCUCUGUCUCCAUAUGUACUGUAGUGAUGUUUGAUGUAGCUUUUAAUAGGAAAGAAAGAGAGAGAGGAAGAAAGAGAGAGAGAGGAAAAGAACCUAUAAAAACAAAACUGUUGUUCCGUGUCCUUUUCUGUGCCGCCUCGCGGUGCGUAGAUCGUUCAGUUUAUAAAGGCCAAAUCAAAAUCCUUUGCGUUGAAGUUGGAUAUGUUCCAGGAACAAUGUUUUGGCGUCGCAGGACCAGACCCAGAAUUUGUUCCUCGUAUGUUGGGUAGCUAUUUAUUUGACGUCACUGGCAGUAGCCUCAAUGGUCCGCCUCAAAGGAAGGAUCUUUCUUUUUUUUUUUUGAAUUACGCUAUGUUCACACCUCGAUACAGCCUACGAUAUUUUCCACGAGUUAUUUGUUGAACAUGCGUGAGUUCAAUCACUGUAGUUCAGUGACAAAUGAGCCUUUCCAGAGUCCGAGAUUCCAAAUAACAGCAUUGCGAUCAAGUUCCUUGCAUGUCAAUAGUUCUUUUUGGAAUUAUUUUACGGCAUGUAUAAUUUUAACACAUGUAAGCUUUGCGAGAAAAAGGGAUAACCCAUGUGUCAAUGUUGUAAAAAAAUCUGAUGCUUUGUAAAACCAUGUGCUUUGAAUGAGUCAAAUUGAGAAAGUUCAUUCAGUUCAGCCGUAGUGUAUCUGCUAUGGGACGGGGAGCCGCUGACCCUUACGCAAAGGUCAUUGAACAAAAGCUACACUCUGCACUAUGACCGAGUGAGUCUGCAUUUAGUUUUUUCGUUUGUCUACUCACAAUGUGAACAUUGUCUCGGUGACUAGAUGUUUGUAAGACGUGUCCCGUCAUGUCAACUCCUUUGACGCAACCGAUUGAGAAGGUUUGUUUUGGUUGAGGGAGGUUGAUAUUAUAGGCGUGAUAGUGAAAAAAAGGAAACAUUCCUAUAUCUUUGCCUCUCACUGUUCUGUACGCACAUUAACCAUGAAAAAAAAAAAUUGGAUUCCAGUCAUUCUCCCCUGGAGGACUGUUGGACUCCCUCCUACUUUGGUAUUGACCGAAUGUCAAUAAAAUAUAUGUAUUUUGAUGCAAGGUGAAACAUCACAGCUGUAAAGUCAUUUGUAACCGUGGAAAGAUGCAGUGGUAUGAUUCCACUCUGAAACGGAUUUAUAUGUUUUUCCCAUUUGCUCCUCUCUUUGUGUCACUGAUUGACGAGAGGAAGAGAACUAAACGCCUGCGUGUUGUUACCUGUCGUCUUGCAUUGUGACCUUGGUCUUUUUCUUUUUAACAAUCCUUAUUGUGCUACGUAAUAUGUCCAUUGUUUUUUCUAUUUAGCCAAAUACCUUGGCCUCUAUGCAGCUUCUUUUUUUUUUUUGUCAAAUUAAAAUUUAUUUAAAUACGGUUGACAUUGGAAACAAUUGUUGUGCAUUGUACAUUUUGACAGCACUUUUUUUAAUAUCUAUUUUACCGGACAACUGAAAGGUGUCACUGUAUUAUAGCAAACGAAUGACUGAUAAGUAAAAACAGUAUUGCCAGUUUCUGUCAAAAGACACUUAUUUUUAACGAUUAAUAUAUUGAUAUAUGGUUUUAUUUUUUUGCUUCUUUUAUUUGAGAUUGGCUUUUAUCCUGAACUCAUUUUCAUAAAAUCUAUCUCCAAAAUACCACGUUUUAAAAACAAGCACAACAGUGACUAUUGUCGUGAUCUGAAAUGAUUUUAAUAACGGUUUGUAUGGUUUCUUGUGGUUUCACAGGAGGACAUUUCUACUUCUACUACUACUACAGCUUUUUAGCCAAAAUAUUAGGACAAUAUUACUUAUGUUAUUAAAUGAAGGAAAUAACAUUUCAUUAUGAAGAGGAUUUGUAAAUAUUGUUUACAAAACUGUGUUUAUUAGAACCACGUUAUUUUUGGUAAACUCUUGUACAUACCUGGAAGAUUUCCUGUUUGUGUGAAAAAAUCAUUACUUAUGUAUUUGUACCUAUUUUGUAAGGGAAUAAAUGAGCUGUUUACUAAACUGA
Molecule: messenger RNA, 5973 nt
Organism: Scophthalmus maximus (turbot)
Lineage: Eukaryota; Metazoa; Chordata; Actinopteri; Pleuronectiformes; Scophthalmidae
Product: transcription initiation factor TFIID subunit 4-like
Exons: 15
Coding region: 482-3895 (1137 amino acids)
Biological process (GO): transcription initiation at RNA polymerase II promoter; DNA-templated transcription
Cellular component (GO): transcription factor TFIID complex
Molecular function (GO): RNA polymerase II general transcription initiation factor activity; protein heterodimerization activity; DNA binding
Source: RefSeq, a predicted model, not a curated record